Messenger RNA from Mesorhabditis spiculigera, 273 nucleotides. The record is from the annotation of a GenBank genome assembly. NCBI's taxonomy places the organism in Eukaryota, Metazoa, Nematoda, Chromadorea, Rhabditida, Rhabditidae.
AUGUUCCAAUCGAGGCCUCAAUCACUACUCGACGGUAUGAACCGACUCCUUCGAUCGGUCAAGGAUGCCGAACUCGCGCGCAGUGGCAACUACUUCUUCCUCGAGGACAUCUUUGGUGCGUCGCCAAACCCAAUGUGCCGGGCAUUACCAUCGCGCAUGACCUGGACGGGCUUCCCACAUUGCGGACCCGAUGCCGAGUUCGAACGUAUCGUCCGCCGAUUUCCGUUCGCCGCGUCGAGGUGGAUGAGCAGCGGCGGACAAGGGAAAAAACCC